Jatropha curcas is the source of this 2356-nucleotide messenger RNA. Its product is annotated as calmodulin-binding family protein. The record is from RefSeq and is a predicted model, not a curated record. Lineage: Eukaryota; Viridiplantae; Streptophyta; Magnoliopsida; Malpighiales; Euphorbiaceae.
ACAAGGUAAGCUACGGUAGUUUUAGCUUUGAAAGCCUCAAAAACUUGCAAAAGAGCAAAAAGUUUGAAAGAUACAUUCCAUCUCCCUUUUUGUUGGGUUAUAAAUACAUUCCAUCUCCCUUUUUGUUGGGUUACAAAUCUAUAAUUCAAGGAAUCCUAUAAGUUGCUGCAAACUCAUUUCCUUCUCGAAUGGGAAUUUUGUUUUCCUGUCCAUUCGCCGAAUACAGCGAUUUGGAAAAGGCAUUUGAAUGUGUUACUGUCAAAUCUAUUAGCUUUGGAAAUGAUGAAUCAAAAACUCCUGUGCGAUCAGUUAGUUUUGGCAGUGGAGAUUUGGAGCCCAUGAUAAUGAAAUCUUUGGGUUCUGGAAAGAUGAUAGUGGAAAGAUCUGUUAGCUUUAAGGGCAGAGAAUUGGAAGAGGGGAUCUCAGUUAAAGACCGUUCACUGCACAAAGAAAAGGAUGCUGUGGUUACUGCAGUAAGGACAAGUAGCACUGAGGAAGAUAAUCAGGCACACAACUCUGAUAGUGAUGCAGGAAUGGUCCAAAAAUUUCCAAUUUUGGAUCCCAGCAAUCCUAAGCACCAGGCUGCUGUAAAAUUGCAGAAAGUGUAUAAAAGCUUCAGAACCAGGAGAAAGCUUGCAGAUUGUGCUGUUCUUGUUGAGCAGAGCUGGUGGAAACUUUUAGAUUUUGCUGAACUCAAACACAGUUCUAUAUCAUUCUUUGAUAUUGAGAAACAUGAAACGGCCAUUUCUCGUUGGUCGAGAGCAAGAACAAGAGCUGCCAAGGUUGGGAAAGGUUUGUCAAAAAAUGACAAAGCUCAAAAGCUUGCUUUACAACAUUGGCUUGAAGCGAUUGAUCCACGACAUCGAUACGGACAUAACCUGCACUUCUAUUAUGUAAACUGGCUUCAUUCUAAGAGUAGAGAACCUUUCUUUUACUGGCUAGAUAUAGGAGAAGGAAAGGAAGUAAAUCUUGAAAAAUGCCCUCGAACAAAACUUCAACAGCAGUGCAUCAAGUAUCUUGGUCCGAUGGAGAGAAAGGCUUAUGAAGUUGUGGUGGAGGAGGGGAAGUUCAUUUACAAGCAGACAGGGGAGCUGCUUCAUACUACUGCAGAUGCUAAGUGGAUUUUCGUCCUUAGUACAUCUAAGACCUUAUAUGUUGGCAAGAAAAAGAAAGGUACGUUCCAGCAUUCCAGCUUCUUGGCUGGAGGAGUUACGACUGCUGCUGGUAGAUUAAUCAUUGAAAGCGGCGUUCUUAAGGCAGUUUGGCCACAUAGUGGACAUUAUCGGCCUACAGAACAAAAUUUUAAAGACUUCCUUUCAUUUCUCCGAGAAAACAAUGUGGAUCUCACUGAUGUAAAGACAAGUCCAGUAGAUGAGGAAGAUGGCUCAUUUGAUAAGCUGCGGAGCAGUAGGCAUAUUAGAGCAUACUCAUCUGAAGAGGACUUGAUCCAAACUGUGAAUGACCUAGAUAUAGAAGAAAUCAACACUGAAAACUUGACUAUGGAGAGUAUUGAUAUAAUGGAAGAUGAGAUUUCUGUAGCAUUGGAAGAACAGAAGUCAGGACAGGUCCACAGCUUUAGUAGGAAAUUGACCAAUCUUGAAAUACCAAAGAGGGAUAAAUUGUUUGAGGGUGUACAGACUGCAAAUGCAACUGUUGUACCAAGUGUCAACAAUGCACAUACAGAUCCUCUUGUAGAAGAUGGUUGUGAAUGCGUCGCAGGUGAAGAAUUGAUUACAGAACAGGGUGACAAGGUGCUGAAGAAAAAAUUGUUUGAAGAACAUGAAGAUAAUGAAGUAGAAAAAAUUCCUGAAGAGGCAAUUCUCCAAAGGAUUAAUUCAAAGAAGGAAACAAAGUCAUUUCAGUUGGGUAAACAGUUGUCCUGCAAAUGGACAACAGGGGCAGGGCCACGGAUCGGAUGUGUUAGGGACUAUCCUUCGGAGCUCCAGUUUCGAGCAUUAGAGCAAGUAAACUUGUCCCCAAGAAGGAUUGCCCAUGCAAGAAGUCUGGGUACAUUCAACCUAAAGGUGUGUAUACCAGCUGGGUUUAGUGCUGAAGCACCUGCAACAAUGGCUUGAAAAGGAGAAUUUUGAAACACCGUACUUACAGUGUUGGAAAGACAUCAAUAACAACCGUAGAUAACAUGUCGUUUAAAGUAGUUUCUAACUGAUUUAUUCUUUCAUGUGAAUAGAAAAGAUGAUAUAGGGAUUUUUUUCAUCAUUCUUUUUCUUUUCUAGCUUGUCAAAAUCAUUUAUACAUUUUUUGUACCUGUUCAUUCAUCUUGUACAAUAUGAGAUGAAAUUUGUAAAACCUUGUGGGGUUUUGAAACCCUUUUAUACAAAAGAAGAUAAUUCUUUUA